Messenger RNA from Portunus trituberculatus (swimming crab), 859 nucleotides. RefSeq lists its product as uncharacterized. The coding region runs from base 52 to 354 and encodes 100 amino acids. The record is from RefSeq and is a predicted model, not a curated record. NCBI's taxonomy places the organism in Eukaryota, Metazoa, Arthropoda, Malacostraca, Decapoda, Portunidae. The transcript has 2 exons.
UCCUCGAUCAGGAAGGAGGCAUGUUAUUUCGCUAAGGACUUACGUGUGGGCAUGGUGUGGGUCACGCUGCCUCGCCUGUCGCUGCCUGGCCUGCUAGUGUGCGUCUCCCCUCUCCUGAGCUCCUCCAGAGUGUGUUACGAGGAGUUUUCUGAAGGGAGACGUGGACGGAUGAAUGGAAGGAGUCGAUCAAAGUCAAGCGGGACAGUGGCGGGGGGCCGAGGCGGGGUCGUCCGCGUCAUCUCCCUGUCAUUUGGCGGGAAAAGACAAAUGGCGGGUGUCCCUUCGCUCGCUGCCGGAUUUAUCUUGGUGUUUUUUAUGGUGAGAGCCAAGGACCUGUUCCUGAUGAGACCGUGACGCCCCAGCAACGCCGAGGGGGGCCGAGGGAGCGUGGUAGGGAGUCGCGGAACAGACACCUCCGUCAGGCCGACUUAACAUACCGCACGGAUUCCUCUUCUCCCGUUUCUUCCCUUCCUUUCCUUUCGUGUGUGUGUGUGUGUGUGUGUGUGUGUGUGUGUGUGUGUGUGUGUGUGUGUGCACGGUAAUAUAAAACACCAUAACAGCAGUGCAAGGCGUGGAGUGACCCAUCCUGUCACCCUGGGUCAAGCCAUGCACAGGCCUGGGUUGCCCGGUGUUUAUGGUGCCACUGAGCUAAACGCUGGCCAGACUUUCCCAAUGUCUCAGGCGAGGGGUUGGGUGUUUACAGUCCAGGUGGCCUUAAACACCUUGGGAUGACUAAUAUUACUGUCACGCAUAAAUUUACAAGCCUAUAUUCUUCUCACUCGGUGCCCUAAUCGUGCUACUGAUUUCCUUUUGUGCUCAAGUAAUCGGGCACUCAAAUUUACAAACCAUAAUAUUCUUC